AUGGACCAGACCCCCGCCUACGAUCUGGACCCGAUGUGUAGCUCCCAACACACUAGCGCUAUCGCGGCGCUACGCCUGCUACGGAGCUACAACCACUUCGUAGUACCCCCUGAUUCCCAUCCGAUGGUACCACUGCUCGCGGCGUUACCGUCACCGUCCUGCCUACCACAAUACUGCCAGCACAUCCUGCCGGUGAGACCACCACUUACCAACACCCAAGUGCCGGUAUGCGACAACGAUCGUCGUAGAGGCGAGAAACGUCCCAUACCAGCCGAAUUGAAAGACGAAAAAUAUUUCGAGAGACGGCGUCGUAACAACCAGGCCGCUAAGAAGUCCAGAGACGCUAGGCGAAUGCGUGAGGAUCAGGUAUCAGUUAAAUCUAGAUUUAUUGCCUGGCGAGCGUGUCUAUUAGAACAAGAAAAUGCAUCACUACGAGCACAUAUAACCGCUUUAAGACAAGAAGCGAUGGCCUUACGCGCUUUAUUAGCUGCAAGGGAUGAAGCGCCCAUGCCAUCUUCCACUACGGAUUAA
Messenger RNA from Zerene cesonia (dogface butterfly), 531 nucleotides. Its product is annotated as cell death specification protein 2-like. The coding region runs from base 1 to 531 and encodes 176 amino acids. Gene Ontology annotation, cellular component: nucleus. Gene Ontology annotation, biological process: regulation of transcription by RNA polymerase II. The record is from RefSeq and is a predicted model, not a curated record. Lineage: Eukaryota; Metazoa; Arthropoda; Insecta; Lepidoptera; Pieridae. The transcript is spliced from 4 exons. Gene Ontology annotation, molecular function: DNA-binding transcription factor activity, RNA polymerase II-specific; RNA polymerase II cis-regulatory region sequence-specific DNA binding.